Messenger RNA from Dreissena polymorpha, 3270 nucleotides. Its product is annotated as receptor-type guanylate cyclase gcy-25-like. Lineage: Eukaryota; Metazoa; Mollusca; Bivalvia; Myida; Dreissenidae. Gene Ontology annotation, molecular function: protein kinase activity; ATP binding. Gene Ontology annotation, biological process: intracellular signal transduction; protein phosphorylation; cyclic nucleotide biosynthetic process. The coding region runs from base 1 to 2913 and encodes 970 amino acids. The record is from RefSeq and is a predicted model, not a curated record. The transcript has 6 exons.
AUGAAAAACCAAUUCACCAUAAUAUACCUUUUCCUCGUGACACUUGUAAAUGUGGCGGGAAAAACUGCGACACUGUAUGGAGCCGGAGCGUCAUUUCCGAGUCAGGUGUACAGCGAGUGGAUAAAUGCAUACAGGAUCUCCCGCCUUGCGCACAUUGACAUCGACAUGCGUUACGAAGUCGUUGGAAGCGGCGAAGGCAAGAAAAGAGUCAUGGGAAAGGGUCCCGCUGUGCAUUAUGCGGGUUCAGAUGCGAUGCUCACUGAGACCGAACAAGCGAAUUACACGGAUCUGCGCCUCGUACAAACGUUGGCAGGUGCCGUUGUGCUGGUGUUUAACGUCCCUGAUGUAAGCAAACUUGUCUUGAACCUUGAUGUAGUCACAGGAAUCUACAACGGUACGAUUCAAACGUGGAAUCAUACAGACAUUGUAAGGCUUAAUCCCCAAAUUAAACUUCCGGAUGCCAAUAUAGUUCCAAUUGCGCGCGCAGACGACUCUGGAAGUACAAGCGUUUUUACAUCAGCUUUGUCUUCGGUCAGCCCGGAAUGGAGAAAACAUUAUGGGACAUUUUCGAAAGGUUACAAUUAUGUCACCAAGGCUCCAUUUUACUGGAACUCGAGCGUCGUAAAACAAUUCGGUCAAACAACAGUCGGCGCAGUUGGGCUCGUACUUUCAACAGAAUUCUCGUUAUCAUACUCGUCUUUGUCAGACGUUAAAUCCUUCAGCAUUAACCACGCUUGGUUGCAAAACAGUCAAGGCAACAUUGUAAACGCCUCAAUUCAGUCUGUCCAAGACGCCAUUGUGAGCGCUGAUGGCAAUCUGAGUAUUGUGAACACUAAUGGUUCAUUCGCGUACCCGCUAUCAACGUUUACGUAUUUUAUUGUGUACAUGACGUCAAUGACGGACUGUGACUCCGCGAUUGAACUCGUACGGUAUAUCACGUGGUUGUCGACGUCAGAACAGGCCGCCAUAUCGGCGGAACGGCUGGGCUUUGUCGCCCUGGAGAAACACACGUCAGACUUGAUUGCGGAUCAUACGCUCAAGAUGAUAACAUGCAAGGGACAAAAUGUGUGGGAACUGAUGCUGCAGCAAAUCGCAUUAGAAAACGCCUUGGCCGAAGAUAACUCGUGGAAAACGUACGUGUAUAUCGGCGUCUCUGCAGGCACUUCCGUAAUGGUGAUUUUCGUCGUACUUUAUAUAAAAUACCAGUACGGUAUUCAUAGGGAAUUAAUAAAGAAUACAUGGAGAAUACCUCAUUUGAGCAUAAAGUUAGACGGCCAGCAAUAUUCCACACCUUCGACUCCUAUAUCGUCAAACGGAAGUAACGACAUGUCUAACCGUAUUCAUUUCGGAGAUGGUUACAAUUUGAAUUAUGUAAGAUAUGGAAAAUUAAAUCAUCAAAAUGUUACUUUAAUAAAGUUCGGUCUUAAAACGGAACCCGUGUUUUCAUUGAAACAAAGACGUAUGAUUUUAUGGCAGAUUAAAACCGUUAGCCAUGUCAAUGUGAUGCCCUUAGUUGGCUUAACACAACUAACCGAAUCAUGGCAUUCUGUAUUCAUGUGUCACUCGCGAGGCAACCUCAGUGAAAUUCUAAGAGACCCUAAAUUUAAAUUCCACGACAAAAUGUUUGUAAUACUGGCAAAAUGUUUGGUAAGCGCCAUCUCAUAUUUACACAGAAAAGACAUUGUCCAUGGGCGACUGACGUCCAAAUGCUGUUUCAUCGACAGCACGUGGAACCUAAGAGUAACUGCGUGGAACGAAGUUUGUAUUUAUAAACACAGCAGGUCGAACUCAAGUCACAAUAAAAUCCUACCAAUUGAUUGGAGCCCUGAGGAUGAGUCGUCUGCGGAACUGCUAUUGUUCACAGCUCCAGAGGUCAUUAAAUAUCGGAGUGACGUCACACCAGAAACAGAUUCCUAUAGCUUGGCAAUGGUUUAUCAAGAGAUCUUUUCUCGAAAACCGCUCUACACAGAGCUAAGUCUAAAACCUACAGAGAUUUUGUAUGCAGUAGUCACCUGCGGAAUCCGUCCGCGUAUCACCGAGAAGACGCCGAACGUUAUCCGGUUGAUUAUGGAACGUUGUUGGGAGAUCGAUCAAGCCUCGCGCCCGAGUACCGCGUCCAUAGAGGUCGCUCUGCACAAGGAGUUUCCAGACACCGUUUCUUUGCUGGACUGCAUGACGGACACACUAGAGCAGUACGCGGUCGGUCUAGAGACCAAACAUAACGAAUUGAAGGCCGAGUUUGAAAAGAUAAAAAAUCAAAUCAAUACGAGUCUUUACCAUAAUGUCCCACCUCCCGUAGCAGAUAUUCUGCUCAACAACAAGAAAUACCAGUGCACACAGUACGAGAGCAUAUGCCUUAUGGCUUUCGCCGUCUGUCACGUGGAAAAUCUUGUUGUGCACACGACGCCGACGGGGUUUGUGAACCUGAUGACACAUUUCUUUUCGUCACUUGACCAAGUCCUUCUGAACAGUAACCUGUAUUGUCUACACGGUCAAUGCGAAUACAACGUGUAUGCGAUAGGAAUGACUUUUGAUUCAGACGCAACAGGGUAUAAUGCCACUAAGGCUGCGAUAGAAGCGGUUAAGGCUGCAAAGAAUAUUUUCAAUUUUACAAGAAAAUUUAGUGCUGAGCGAUUAUCCGGUAUCAAUGCCGAGUUAAUGCUGAAGUUCGCGAUCACUCUGGGCCCCGCAAUUACGGGCGUGGUUAAGACUAAGCAGCCCAAGUUUUCGGUGUUCGGUAAGGCGAUGGAGGAGGUCCGUGACCUUUGUGCCAACUCAUCUGCAGGCAACAUCAGACUGGCGCCGAGCGUGUUUCAGACCUUUCGCGCAGUAAACGAAGAAACCAUUCACAUACAAGAGGUCAACGAGCAAAAACAAUAUUAUAUCGACAUUGAUGUUUGCUAUUGUGCCUGAGCCGCGCUGUGCAUACCGACGAUGUGCGGGGAUGGAUUUGUGUCUGCAAUGGCGAGUGGUUUACCAAGGCCUUUAAGUCCAUACGGGGAUUGGCCACGAAUAGUCAAAAAUCCGUUCCAGUCGUAUUGUUCACAGAUUAAUUUUCAUUCCUGGAAAAUUACAAACAGAACCAUGUGGUGAUUGGUGUCGUACAUUGUAAUACACGAAUGUGUGUAUUCUAUACUAAAUGCGCGAAAUAUGUGACGCCUAAAUGCGACAUUAGAUAAUUACUUAGCUUUACACGUAUUUGAAUUUCAUUUUGCAUUUGUGGAACCGGUCUAUUAUCUCGUGUUAUAUCGUAUAUUUCUAAAAGAUCAA